GUGCGGCGGCGGCGGCGGGCGGAGCGGAGCGGAGCGGGGCCGCCGCUGUAGCUGUGCCCGGCUUCCCGAUGGGGACGGACGGCGCUCGCGCCCUGCUGGAGCGGGCGGGCACCCUCACGCUGCAGACUGGCAAUCUCCUCAACUGGGGCUGCCUGCGCAAGAAGUGCCCGGCCACCCCCGGCGAGGAGGUGCGGGACUGCAUUCAGAAAACGCUGACCGAAUGGAGCUCAAAGGUUGGACAGGACCUAAAUCAGGAAAUACUGGAGGUUCUGGAAUGUACUGUAGCUCAAGCUAUAGAAAAAAUAAACCCUGAAGAAAGGGAUGAGUUGAAAGUGUCAGCAAAACUUUUCAUUGUUGGAUCAAACUCUUCAUCAAUCAGAGAUGCAAUUGACCUGGCGUGUUCUGCCCUCGGUGUGGCUCAGUUAGACUCAGUCAUUAUUGCCCCACCUCCUGUUGAAGAUGGAACUAGCUUCUCCUUGGAGUAUUUGCAGCCUUAUUGGCAAGAACUUGAAAAUCUAGUUCAAAACAACAAGAUUGUUGCCAUAGGUACCUCUGACCUAGAUAAAACACUGUUAGAACAGCUGUAUCUCUGGGCACAGGUAAAACCGAGUAGUAAUCAGGUGAACCUAGCUUCCUGUUGUGUGAUGCCACCUGAUCUCACAGCAUUUGCAAAACAGUUUGACAUACAACUGUUAACUCACAAUGACCCAAAAGAAUUACUUUGUGAAGCAAGUUUCCAAGAAGUUCUUCAGGAAAGCAUCCAGGACAUGAAAGCACACGAAUGGAUUCCUUUAUGGCUCCUCCGGUAUUCCGUCAUUGUUAAAAGCAGAGGAAUUAUCAAGUCCAAAGGCUAUAUCAUGCAAGCUAAAAGGAAUUCCUUUUAAAACACUUAUUUUCUUUAAUGGCUUACUGUUUUAGUUCCUUGGGGAUGGGGGAAACAUUGCUUUUUUUCAUAGAAACACUUUUACACCAUUUGUAACAAAGACCAAAAGUUGUAAUUACUCAGUGUAAUGUCAGCAGGAGUGUCUACAGUGCUCUAACGCUAUUUUUCUUACUUAACCUAUUGACCAGUUAAUUGAAAAGAUGAAAUAUUUGGGUUUAGUUUGAAUUACUAAUAGCGAAAGUUUAAAAUACUUUUUAUGACCAGUUCACUGUAAAAUUAUCAUUAUAUUGUAGCUGCCAUUAGGUAGUAGAGAGAAACUUAUAUAUUUUUAUUUAAAAAGAAUUAAUUUCUCUUAAAUAAGAGUUACUUGCCUGGUAGGUACAUGGAUUUCAAGCAUUCAAGGACUGAUUUUUAUAGAAAAUCAUAAUCUUUUAUGUAAAAUUACCCAGAAAAAUGCAACUGGUAUCUCAUGACUUGGUAUGUAUAUAUAGGCAAGUCAGCUGUUUAAUUUGGGUGGUGGGAAAACUGCUUUAUUUUUAAUAGAGUGUAAAAGGCCUUCCUGACUUAGGAAGAAUGCAUCUUCCCCGUUACUUUGUCUGUUACUUGAAUUCCUUCUGGCUGCUCUGUGCCUCAGUGUGCUUUGUUUAGAGUUUGCACAUGUGUUGGCAUCUUUGCUGUUUGAAACAGAAAAAUGUAUUGUUGUGUGAGUGUUUCAAAUAAGCAUUGCAAACAAGCGAUGACAAAAUCUGUUAAUCAGAAACUGAAUUGUGCCUGUCUUCUCACCGUGGCUUCUGUGUUUGACACUUGUGAACUCCACAAUCAGGAUGGGCCAAGUCAGAACAGCAAAGGCUGAAGCUGUUCACGGUAGGAUUGCUAAAGGACUUCUUCUGAGGCUGCCCAGGAAACUUUGUUGCUGGAGUGACAUUCAAGAGUGAUGCAAGCAAGGAUUAGCUUGAAGUUAGGUAUAUUUCUGGGGCAGUAGCUUAGCAAACUGGCUUUUGAAUCCUAGACAGAUUGCUGCAGCUAAGGCAAGGCUUCUUGUUUAAUGUAGUCUUUCCAUCGGAAAGGUGUUUGAAUCAGAAUAGGUAGCAAAAGCUCAACUUGUAAUUCAGCAGGAGCUUGAAACUGAGUGUCUAAAAUACUGAUUUUUCCUUUUGAUUUCAGGCACGAGCAGGACUUCAUAUGAGUAGUACUAAUUAACUUAGUUGUAUAUAUUCUGAGACUGGGGCUCUAAAGGGAAUGAAUUUUCACUAACAUCUUUCCAAUUGUCAUGUAGGCAGCUAGUGGUGUUUGAAUGCCUGUAGGUAGUGUUUAGAGUGUCAGCUUCCUAUAAUCCAUUCCACUAAGGUAAAAGCUUAAUAUUCGAGGUAAGUUUUGAGUCCUAAAUAGCUGGAGGUGGCAAAUAUGGGGAAAUUUUCCUGGACUUCUUCAGGUCUUACGAUCAAUGGGACAGAUGGGGAACUGGAACUAAUAAUGCGUCAAUAAACAUUUGGGUUGGGUUGGUUGGUUUCUUAAUCCUAACCAAAAUGUGGUCUUUUUAAAAUGCUGGGUCACUUUAUCUCAAAUACGUGUCAUUUAAACUUCUCUGCCAGCUUUGAGUUGUGUGCUGCUGCUAGCCACUACCUGUACCUUCUGCCUCUGUUUGGCUGCUGACAUUGGAUAUUGUAUUGCUUGCGUGUGUGCUCAGUUUUAUAAAUGGAGAUGCUACAAACCAAGAAUUGUGCUCAAACGUGUAGGCUGCACUAAUGGGGUAAUUAUUUAUUUCCUUUUUGUAAACUGGUGACAGUUUGCUUGUGUAGAAAAGCACCCUUUGAGACAUGGUGAUUCUAAGAGAUUAUUUUUUGGGAGCUGCUGACAGCAUAACAUUUAUCAGGUUAUUUCAUUAACUUGUUUUGCAUCAAAGAGAUGGGAUUUCUUUCAGUAACGUGAAAGUUUGAAUUAAAAGUUGAAAUUCUCGUAGGCGUUUA
This is a messenger RNA of Pezoporus occidentalis (night parrot), 2850 nucleotides long. It is a transcript of the gene GCLM, whose product is annotated as glutamate-cysteine ligase modifier subunit. Gene Ontology annotation, cellular component: glutamate-cysteine ligase complex. The transcript is spliced from 8 exons. Gene Ontology annotation, molecular function: enzyme regulator activity; glutamate-cysteine ligase catalytic subunit binding. The record is from RefSeq and is a predicted model, not a curated record. Bases 69 to 884 code for a protein of 271 amino acids. Lineage: Eukaryota; Metazoa; Chordata; Aves; Psittaciformes; Psittacidae. Gene Ontology annotation, biological process: glutathione biosynthetic process.